Messenger RNA from Syzygium oleosum, 2294 nucleotides. RefSeq lists its product as uncharacterized. The record is from RefSeq and is a predicted model, not a curated record. NCBI's taxonomy places the organism in Eukaryota, Viridiplantae, Streptophyta, Magnoliopsida, Myrtales, Myrtaceae. Gene Ontology annotation, molecular function: RNA binding; zinc ion binding. The transcript has 9 exons. The coding region runs from base 269 to 1984 and encodes 571 amino acids. Gene Ontology annotation, cellular component: catalytic step 2 spliceosome.
UGUCUCUUCCGACCCUCUCUGCAUCCCACGCGCAUCGUGAUUCUUUGCUUCGAUUCGGUAAAGAUCGUUAACGCGCGGCCAGGCCAGUACUGGGAAAUUUCACGAAGGAGAGAAGAAGAAGCCCCUGAUUCCUCCGGUCUUCCUGCAAAUUCUUCUCUUCAGCACGUCGCCGGGUCUUCGGCGGCGCGGUCGGCUAUCUGUGGAUGCAGUUCCCGCGGCUUUCGGGAUAACGAAUUCGAUUGAAUUAUAGGAAAGCCGUUCUUUCUCUAUGGAAACGGGGGACGCAGUCGAGCCCCCAUCAGCAUCCUCCAACUUGGAUAGUGGGAACGAGGGCAAUGGGCCCCUUAGUAAUGACCGCGAGCCUGGCGAAGUCGGUACCCCCCAAUUCGAUCCAGAGGAUGAAGAGGGGCAAAAGGACGAGGACCAGGGGCAGGGCGACUGUAAUGUUGGACAUGAAGAGGGAGCUUUUGUCAUAGACAUGGAACUUGAUGAGGAAUUAGUUGGCAGUUCAUCUGUGGCCGGAGUGAAUGUGGAAGUGACUGAAACUGAUUCUAUUCAAGUUGUGGAGAAAAAUGACCGCUUGAGCACUGGGCUGCAAACUAAAAAUGGUUGUGCCGCUCUUGAAGAGAACAAUGCUCUUAGCAGUCAUGUGAUGUGUAGCAAUUCAACAUCCAGUCGCAAAAGAGCGCGUGUAACAUAUGAUGAAGAGCAACCAUCCGUUCAUGUUUCGUAUAAUUCAUUGACAAGAGCAAGUAAACAAAAGCUUGAAGAACUGUUGCAGCAAUGGUCUGAGUGGCACACUAAGCAUGGUUCUUCCCGAGAUACAGGUGAAGAUUUAGAGUCUGGUGAAGAAACAUUCUUUCCAGCGCUGCGAGUUGGCGUGGAGAAGCAGUCAGCAGUAUCAUUUUGGAUUGACCAUCAAACAAGAAACGUGCAGAAUGAUGGGGUUAUUACUCUAGACAGUAACACCGUACCUCUUUAUGAUCGUGGUUAUGCACUGGGCUUGACUUUGGCUGAUGGAUCAAAUAAUGUAGAUGGAGGUCUGGAGAUAAUCGGGGAUGCUGCUCGCUGUUUCAACUGUGGUUCUUACAGCCAUUCCUUGAGGGAAUGUCCAAAGCCUCGAGAUAAUGUUGCUGUCAAUAAUGCUCGAAUGCAACACAAGUCCAAACGAAGUCAGAAUGCUAGUUCUCGUAAUUCUACUAGAUAUUAUGAGGACCCUCCUACAGGGAAAUUUGAUGGACUGCAACCAGGCACUCUUGAGGCUGAGACACGGCAGCUAUUGGGUCUUGGGGAGCUCGAUCCACCCCCUUGGCUUAACAGGAUGCGGGAACUUGGUUACCCUCCAGGAUACUUUGAUAUUGAUGAUGCAGAUGACAUGUCCGGGAUUACCAUAUUUGCGGAUACGGAGGUCAAGGAAGAGGGUGAAGAUGGGGAAAUUAAGGAAGCAGAGCGAGAAUUAAAGAAGAAAAUGACAGUCAAAUUUCCUGGAAUAAAUGCACCUAUUCCAAAAAAUGCUGAUGAAAGACGUUGGGCAGCUGGACCCUUGAGGUUGGAAUCAUCUAGGUACCACCGAUCUUAUCAGAGAUCAAACCAUUCCACCACGCCCGUUGAAAGGGCACAUUAUCAGGAGCAUGGAUGGUCUGGGCAUGUGAGAGAUGACUUUCCUCCUGGUUUUGAACCGGGAUACAAUACUUCCAUAUCUAGGCACCCCUCAGCAUCGGAUCGUUAUGAUUCUAGUUUGUCUUCUCGCAGUCCAAGAAGUAGUGUUCAGUUGCCAGGGAGUCCUCCAAUUGGAUGGUCCUCAUAUGAGAGAGGUGGAAGGAGCCCAUACGGAGAUUUUGCCAAUCGAGGUCCCCAUAAUUCACCCCCCGAUUAUGGCUCGUCUAGAUAUGAAUAUUCUCGGGACAAUAACCGUGAUUAUUAUGAUUUGGAUCAUCCGUAUGAGGACAGGCAUACUGGCCAUCGCCACUAUGGUCGGAGAUGAAUGGCGACGACUUGGAUUUGGAUUUUGCUAGAGAAGAUAAUCUGGUGACAGAUUAACAUGUGACAUCGCCAUUGCUGACUUGACAGAUGGAUAUGAUAACUAGUUUAAUAUGUACUAAGAUGGUCCUAAUACUGCACAACUGCUUUUCGUUUCUUUCUUUUCUUUGCUUUUUCAUUUCAUUUUUCGUCAUUGGGGUCUAGAGGACUCCAAACAAAUCAAAUCUCUUCAGGUACUUAUCUGAUUAUUGUAGCUUGCAGUUUGCUGCUGGAAACAUUUACAAGAAUGCAAUUAGAGAAACUUUUUAGUUGCA